Molecule: messenger RNA, 15812 nt
Organism: Pan troglodytes (chimpanzee)
Lineage: Eukaryota; Metazoa; Chordata; Mammalia; Primates; Hominidae
Gene: TBCEL
Product: tubulin folding cofactor E like
Exons: 9
Coding region: 12021-13295 (424 amino acids)
Molecular function (GO): protein binding
Source: RefSeq, a predicted model, not a curated record
GGGAGACCUGCCCUGGGGCUAGAGGGAGGAUGGGGCCUGCCUGGCCUGGGCUAGGGCGGAGCUGGGAGGGUCUUGGGCUGGGCUGGGCUGGGCUGGGCUGGGCUGGGCUGGGCUGGGCUGGGGGGCUGGUCCCGGGUUGGAGGAGGGCGUGUUGGGGAGCCUGCCUGGGUUCCUGGGAGAAUCUAGGCGUCUCACCUUGCCCCAGCGUGGGGGAUGGAUAGAUGCCUCCCAGCUGUUAGAAGAGGGAGACGUGUCUGGGACUGCUGGGGAAAUAGGAAACUUGUCUCUGAACUACUGAAUCCCAGAAAAGAGGACAUGUCCCCAGGGAGGUUUGCUGGGGGAAGGACCGGCAUGUCUAGGCCCUUGGGACAUUAGGCCUGCUCUUACCAGGGGCUGAUAAAAGGAUGUGGUAAUUGAAUAAGGGCUUUUGGGAGAAAAGAUUUGCCCCAAGGUUGGGAGACUGAGAACGAGGGUGUUGGACUGACAGGAGGGUGCCUUGUCGUGGGAUCUUGGGGGAAGUAAGGAUCUGUGUGGAGCUUCUCUGUUGAGUUCUAGGUCCGCUAGUAGGAAGACAUUCUGGGAAUUGGUGAAGAGAGGAGAUUUAAUAGUCUUUUCUUGGGACACAGUGAUUCCAGAAGUUGUAGUUGAGGAAAGUUGGUUGGAAGUGUUGAACUGUAUACAGUCAGUGGAGAAAGGAGGAGCUCUACUGUGGAGGUUGCUAGGCUACAAAGAGCUUGUAGGCAACGCCUAGGGCUGUUGAGAGAAGUUGGCGAUGCUUUCAAGUCCAAAUACAGGCUGAGCUGGGGCUUGUCCCUUGUUCAUGUCAUGCUGCUGUGGAGCCCUUAGUUUCCAGUAGUCUGUCUUGAGCAAAGAGUAUGAAUAGGUGCCGAGGACUAAGGAAAACAUUCACCCUUUGGGUCCUGAGAAGCAUUAGACCCAGAUCUCUAGGGUGGUAGCUUUCAAACUUAAAAAAAUAUAUAUAUAUAUGCCCCACAGUAAUAAGUAUGUCUUACAUUCAGAUCUAGUACAUACUUAGGUAUGAAGGGAAACUUUCACAAAGCAGUAUUUACCCUUAUUAUAUGUGAUGUGUUCUGCUAAUUUCUAUUAUAUUCCACCCUCUUGCAUUAAAAAAAAAUGCUGGCUGACAUUUACUAAAUUGAUGAUUUGUGGGUCACAACUUGCAGUUUGAAAAACACUGUUUCUGAAGCACAUUUAUUUGGUGUCAAUCAGUGUCCUCUUUCUGUAAGCUUCUAAAGAGCAGGGAUGAUUCUAAGGAGAUGGAAUUUUUUUUUUUUUUUUUUGGCCGGGGGAGAGGGAGGAGGGCAGCUAGGUGCAAUUGAUUGCUUCGGUUUAGAUGUUUAUACCACGUAGCAUAUUUGACCUGUGUUUUCUGAAGUACCAUAAUCUUGAUCUUUAAUAUCUCAAUGUUGCCUGAUCAUUUGAUUGAUGAAAUUUUGUGUAUGCGUGUGUGUUUUAGUUUUCUUUAUCCUUUGCUGUGUCUGAGAAAUAUGAGAGGCCUAGUUCCACUUAGUUGCUUUAUCACAACAUAGUUAAAGAAAUUUUAUUUUACUGUUCCAGUGUUGUGAAGAUACACUGAUUUUCUUUUCUGCUAUUUAAAAACAUCCCCGAUUCUUCUUACUGCAGUAAUUAUUAUGAUAUACUUUUUGCUACAUGAUGAAAAAUAUAUGAAAAAUACACGAUAAAAUAUAUACCAAAGCCAUAGACAUAUAUAAAAGCCUUACAGUCUACGGCUUUGGUAUAUAAACUUAAUCAUAAACCUAAGUAUAACUUUCAAUCAGUUAACAUCUUAAUUCCCCUUACAAAAAUUUUAGGUGGGGUCCUUAGAAAAAUAGUAUUAAUUCAUAAUAAACAUUAAUGACUGUUGGUGAACAAAGUGAGAGUCCUUCAUGUAAUGUUAAAUGUUGUAAUGUUAAAGUCCUUUGAAAAGUUGUUACAUAGCCUAUUGCUGCAGGACAUUGAGUGUCAAAGGAUGUUGUCUAAUUUCAGUAAGUACACAGGGUAUGUAUUUAAGACCAGUUUAAUAGCGUUUCUUUUUGUUGAGGAUGAGUUCAUAUUAUUUGUAACAUAGAAUUCAAAGACACGGUCAUCAGGACAGAAGUACCCAAGUUAAAACUUCAUCAGUGGGGUCACAUUCUUGAUCAAAUGCUUUAUGAAAACAUUCUAUCGUCUUUGAACUUUGUGUGUUAUAAAUCUUUCUUGCCUUUAAUUAUUUAUUAGGUACUGAUAGAGGGGUUAUGCUGGCAUAUAUCAGCCAUCCUUUAAAAAUGACCUCUUAAUCAGGGAAAUAUUUGUUUUAAAAUAUUUAGCUUUAAUGAAUGUUUAAAGAAGAUUUUCUUUUGUGGUAGGUGCCUGGAACAUUAAGGAAGAUUCUUAUUUAUUUCAUUUUUCUGGGAAUCAUGUGUACUUGUCAAUAAACAGUUACGGAGAAGUGACCCUGAGUGAUUGUGUGUGCUUUUUAAUAGUUUUUGUUUCUUCUCUGAUCCUUAGACUCUUAAGCAUGUCCACGUGUAGCAGGCUCUUUUCUCCUUCUAAUUUUUGCCUCCAAACUACUAUGGUUUUGAAAAUCAGAUAUUUAUAUUUGUUAUAUAAUACUUUUUUUUUCCUUUUCUUAGUGUGUGAACUGUGUGACAUGUAUGUUGGCUACUUAGAGACCAGUUUACUUAGUCCUUGGCUGUGUUUUAAAUAAGUGAACUCUUUAUAUAUUUUGGGCCUGGUUAGCUGUAUAAGAAGUAAUAUGAAACUGAUAGUGAUACAAUUUGGGCUUAAAGGGUGAAGGAAUCCUUAUUUGCGAUUGUUGCCUUUCUCCUACACGUGAUUAGUUAUUGAGAUUUACUAUUCCUCCCUUUUUCAUGCCACCCAUUCUGACUUACUUCUUUGGAAUUAGAAUGGUAAUAACUGGACUGUUCCCGUUGUCUUUUGCUUGCAUAGCUUCAUGAGAGAACUCUUCCAAAGGAUAUUGCUAUGAUUAUUUCAUUUCCCUCCUCAAAAACCAUUAGCUGCUUUCCAGUACAGGCACUGAAUAAAGCCCAUAGUGUUUAGCUUGAUAUUUAGGGCCUUCUACAGACUUUCUCUACUUUUUUUCUGGCAUCAUCAUUACACUCCUAAAUGCAGUUCCUCUACCUGCCAAGGCCUCUGCUCAUGUACCUUCCUUUGUGUGUAAAAUUAUCCCUGAAAGUCUGCAUAUAAAAUGUUCCCUUUCUUCAUGAAAUCCUACUCACUCUCAUUUCAUUUCAGAUGACCCCUCUUCUUUGAAGUCUUUGUUGCUUAUGUUGUCUGUACUGCCUUUGCUAUAUUGCUUUGUAUUAUUUGUGCACCUUAUUUUUAUCCCUUUUAGAUUAUAAAUGCAUAGUGAACAGGAGGCUCAAAUAUCCAUGAAAAACUAGGACAUCUAGCACAGGGUCUACCAGAGCAUAGUUCAUAGACCAAGUAGAUCAGAAUUGACUGAACGUAUGGUUAAAAAUGCAGAUCCGGCAAGGCAUUGUGGCUCACACCUGUAAUCCCAGCACUUUGGAAGGCCGAGGUAGGAGGAUCGCUUGAAUCCAGGAGUCAAAGCCAACCUGGGCAACGUAGGGAGACCCAUCUCUACGAAAAAUUUAAAAAUUAGCCAGGCAUAGUGGUACAUGCCUGUAGUCCCAGCUACUUGAGAGGCUGAGGCCAGAGGAUCACUUGAGCCUCAGAGGCUGAGGCUUCAGUGAGCUGUGAUUACACCAUUGCAUUCCAGCCUGGGCAAGAAGAGUGAGGCACUGUUUAAAUAAAUAAAUAAAUAAAUAAAAUAAAAUAAAGCAGAUCCCUGAAUUCUGACCUAGACUUACUGAAUCAGAAUCUCUGGUGGAAUCUAGGAAUCUGCAUUUUAUCAAGCUGUCUGGAUGAUUCUUCCAUACAGUAAAAGUUAAAAGUCACUGACCUAGCCUGAUGCUUUAAAUUACAGUAGGUACUCAAAUAAUUUUUCAGCAAGUGAUGUUAAUGAACUGAGCAAUAUCAUAAUUCAGCAAACUGGUUUAAUUUUAGGGCCUUGAAGUCAGCCUAGAUUUGAGUCCUGGCUCUGUCACUAACUCUGGGCCCAUAACCUCUCUGCUUCAGUUUUCUGAUCUGCAAAAUGGGAUAAUGGUACCCCUUAUAAAAGUGUUGUGAUAACUAAGUGAGAUAAUACAUAUAAAACAACACAGUACACAACACAUAAUAAACUUACAAUAGAUUUUAUCUGCUGUCAUGAUGAUGCCUAGCACAACAGUGGUCACCGCAGUAAUAAUAAAACAUCAUGAAGAGAGGUUCCAGAUCAGUCAUUGUUAAUAAACAAAUUGCUCAUAUGGUUUUAAGAACUAAGGCUUAAAAUAUUUUCUAUUUUACAUUAACAGAUUGUGGCCCUAUGUGGUGUUUAAAGUCAUAAAGGUGUUUCCGCCUUCUUUAGAAGAAUUGGUAUCAAAUUAGCAUGUUAAGAUUUUUCCCCUUCAUCUCCCCACUGAUGGAAGAAUAAAGUGCAAACUUUUGAAUGGUGGACCUUAGCCCCUUACCAUCUGGCCCUACCAAUUCUUUAUUUUCUAGCCGUCUUCCCACAUAUACUCUACACCAACUACACUACAUUUCUCACUUUAUUUUGCAUUUCUCACUCAUUUGUGUUUGUGCAGAUGCUUACCCCUUCUUUUCAUCUAGUAUAUUUCUGCUGCUGUCUUGUGAAACUCAGUUUUACAUGUGACUGACCUCCUUAGUGAAGACAGUCACUCCCUCAGUGUUCUCAAAGUCCUUUGUCCAUACUUCUUAUAUAUUACCUUUGUGUACAUUUGUCUUUUUGGAGGGAAAAACGAUUUAAUCCUGGCAUGUAUUCCCACCUCUGCCAAAAGGCGAGGAUGUUUGUUUAUUUGACUCAUAUCAGCUCCUCCAUUUGUCUGGACGUCUCAGCUUUCACAAUAAUAACUAGUUUGUUGACCACUUACUUCAUGCCAGGUACUUAACUAGAUGCUUCAAAAACUUUAUUUCAUGUAGUCUUCACAAUAACUGUGAAAUAGCUAUUAAUAGCUUCAUUUUACAAGUGAGGAAGCAGGCAUAAAGAUAGGUAAGUAACUUGUUCAAAUUACACAGUAGUCAUAAGUGAACUCAGAACUAACUGAAGACCAUGCUUUUAAUCACAGUGCUCUUCUAAAAAUGAAAUUUAAACAGGUAGCCCAUUUCCCAAAUUCAGGAUCUUAAAACUGUGUGAAACUUUGAUUAAUCACUAAUCAUUCUUAGGAAUGUGAUCCAUAACAAGUACUAUUGUAAAAAGUUAUUUAAAACUGUUCUUGGAAUAAUGCGUUUCCGGUGAUUUUCAAAAUUUUUCUUUCUUCUCAUUCUGCCAUUGGUGAGCUUCAUUUUCAUUUCACUGUCAGAAGGUGUUGCUUCAUGUCUAUUGAUAAUAAAAUUCACUUUUCCAUUUAUCCAAUGAAUAUUUUUUAAUCAUAUGCCAGGCACUGCUCUGUACAAAACUGAACUGGACUGACAAAUCCCUGCUUGUGUGGGACCUAUUUUCUGCUGGAGAACAAACACUGAACUAACGGAUUAUGAUAAGUGCUAUAAAGAAUGACAGAGGGUGAAGUGACUAUGAGUGAUGGUGGCAGUAGUGCUAUUUUUGAUGGGGUGGUCAGAAGCAGCCUCUUUGAGAGGGUGACAUUUGUGUUUAAAUUUGAGACUUAAACACUGAGAUGAAGCAGCUCUGCCAAGAGACAGGAAAAGGGCAAUCCUGCAAAUGCAAAGGCCGUAGGGGGAAAUCAGCUUGGCAAGUCUGAGAAAUAGAAAGCCACGGAGGCUGAGUAGUGGGCUAGGAAAGGAGUGGGAGGAAAUGAGGUUAGAGAUGUAAGCAGUGAUCAGAUUAAAUGAAUCCUUGGCGACUAUGAUGAAGAGAUUAGAUUUUAUUCUGCAUGUGAAGGGGAGCCAUUGGAGAGUGUAAAGGACAUGAUUUGACUUAAAUUUUGAAAAGAUCACUUGGCUGCUUUGUGGAGAAUGAUUUGUACAAGAGUCAAGAGGGACCAGGGCGGAGGCUAAUGCAGAGGUCCUGGUGAGAAGUUGAUGAUGGCUUGAACAAGAAUAAAGUAAUAGAGAUGGACAAAAUUGGGCAAAAUUGGGAUAUUUUGGAUGUGGUAUUGAUAGGUCUUGCUGAUUAGUUACACGGGGUAUGAGAAGAAGAGAAAAGUCAAAUAUAACUUCCAAGAUGGGAAUGAGUGGAAGAGGAGCAGAUUUGGAGAGGGAAUUCAGAGUUCUGUUUUUGCCUUCCUGAUCACACUAUCCACUAAGGAUACCACUAUUCUGAAUUUUGUGUUUUUUUUCUCUGCCUUUUCUUUACAGUUUUUGCCACAUAUGUAUGCGACCUUAAAUGAUAAGAUGGCUAAUUCCCAUGUUUUAAAAUUUUGUAUAAAUGGAAUUAUACUGUAUAUAUUCUUGUGAUUUUUUUUUACCCAUUCAGCAUUGUUUUAUUUUUCUGCCCUGUGUGAACAAAUCAACACUGUUUUUCAAAAGCCAUUCAUGUUGAUGAGGAAGUAGGCAUAAUGAACUACCAAUUGUUAAUUUCCAUUGCUGUGUAACAUUUUAUUUUAUGAAUAUAUUGUAAUUUACCCAAUUGCCUGUUCUUAGAUAUAAGGGCUUCUUCACACUGCAUUCCCCCCCACCACAAUCCUCCCAGGAUUUUUGCAGUUUUAAGCAAUGCUGUUGUUAUGGACAUUCUUUUACUUAUUGCCUGGUGCACACUACAAGUUCCUGUAGAGUUUAUACUGAGAAGUGGAAUUGCUAAUCAUAGAGUAUGUGCGUCUUCAACUUUACUAGACAGUAAUAAAUUAUUUUCCAAGGUGUUUGUACCAGUUGAUACUCCCACUGGCUACAUUGCCAGUUUCUAUUCUUCUGCAUUUUCUCCAACACUUGGUAUUGUCAGAGUUUUUAAGUUUUGCUGAUUUGCAUAAAAUGGUAUCUCAUUGAGAUUUUAAUUUUUGUCUCUGAAAAUUAUUGAACGUGAGCAUCUUUUACAUAUGUUAAACAUUUUUAAUUUUAUCUUUUAGUAAGUACUUGUUUAUGUCUUUUGUCCAUUUUCCUAUUAGGUUGUCUUCCUCCUUCUUACUGUUUUUAAGAGUUCUCUGUAUUAGUUACACGUGUUGCAAGUAUCUUUUUUCCAGUUUUUGGCUUGUCUUUUCAUGUUUUUAAUGUCUUUUGAUGAUCAAAAGUGUUUCUUUUUUCUUUCUUUCUUUUUUUUUUUUUUUUUUUUUUGAGACAGGGUCUUGCUCUGUUGCCAGGCUCGAGUGCAGUGGUAUGAUCUCUGCUCACUGCAACCUUCACCUCCUGGGCCCAAGUGAUCCUCCCACCUCAACCUCCCAAGUAUCUGGGACUACAGGCACAUGCCACCAUGCCCGACUGAUUUUUUUGUGGAGAUGGGGUCUUGCUAUGUUGCCCAGGCUGGUCCUGAACUCCUGGGCUCAAGCGAUCCUCCUGCCUUGGCCUCCCAAAGUCCUGGAAUUACAGAUGUAAGCCACCAUGACUGGCCAAGUUUUCAUUUGACUGCUCAACUUUAUUUUUAUGGAUUUUAAAAAUGUUUUCUUUAUGAAAUAUUUCCCUAAAUCAAGAUCAUAAAGUUCUUUUCCUAUUAGAAGAAAUAACUUAUUUUUUUCUCAAGGAGAUAAAGUUUGCUUUCAUAUUUUAUGGGGAGGUGAAUUUUUUGGUAAGGAUUCAAUUUCAUGUUUUCCCAGAUUGUUAUUCACUGUCCUAGCACCAAUUAUUGAAUAGCUUAAUGUUUUUCUAGUGAUCUCUAUGCUGCUUCCCUGCCAUAUUUACAUGGGCAUGUUUCUGGGCUCUGUUCUCUGUUUCAUUGGUCUAUUUUUCUUCCCCAGGGUUGUUUAACAGAAUACAGUUGAUUCUUGUUAUUUACAGUACUUUUAUGUGAAGUUGCCAUGAACAGUGAAUUAGUGAAUAUGGAAAUUGUUACUCCUAGUGGAAAUAUAGGAUUAGGUUCCUGCGAGCCUCUGAUCAUAACAUUUUUGUCAAGUGAUAAAUAGAUAAUUUUGUUUUAUAUUAGUUUCUGUUUAAAGACAUUUAAUAUGUAUCAUUGAUUGGUUAACAUUGAAUUAACUGCAAACAGCCCUAAAUUCAUGCCUGAAUAAAGUGAUCUAAUUGUGCAUUUUCUCCAUAAGGCAUAUUGCAGCUUCCUCGUGCUUCAUGCUUUAGAAACACUAGAUGGCAUUUCAACACUACCCUUGGGGACCACUUAAAUAGUGAAGUCACCAACAAAAAGCACAAAAAUAUGAAAAGCAUGGCACUAGAUAGAUCAUGGAAAGGACACUUGUUUAUAUUUUGAGAGCUGAAACAAGAAGGCAUAGUGCCCCCUUGUUCUACCUCAGCAGGGAACAUACCCGUUGAACAACUCAAAUUUUUUGUCACUUUGUGCUUAUCUGCAAAUGACCACGAAAAUGCUGCAAGUAUUGAUUUUGUUGUAACAAGUACCUUUUGGCAAGUAGGGAAAUUUGUAGAUAGGGAAUUUGUGAAGAAUGAGACUCAACCUAUGAAAUACUGGGAGAGAGGUAGUUUUUUAGGAAACUUAGCAUUAGCACUUUCCCCUCUCUGUCAUAUUUACACAUAUCUUUAUAGCAUUUUAUUUUAAGAGAAUAAUGCUAUGAAUCUUUCUAAUACUAAGUCUUCUAAUAGAUGCCAUUAUGUCAAUAAAAAGGCUUUUUUUUGGGAAUACCUUUAUUAUAUUUAUAAUCAUGUUAUUCAUAGGUAAAUUGAAGGAAAUAAUUUUAGGAAAGAAUUGCAACUCUUAAAAUGUUGAAAACAAGUCUAAACUAUUGAAACUUUUAUUAUAUGAGAAUUGUGAGGAUCAUAUUUUCUCAUAGGCAUUAUUAAUAACAAGGCAUAAGUUUUGUAAAGGCAAAUGCCCUUUGGAGGUUGAAAUUUAAAUAUUGGCUCUAUUAGUCCCUCAUUAGUGAUGAUUUUCCUCAUGAACAUUGAUAAAGGAUUCCAAGAAAAAGAUAAAUGAAGAUUGUAUACAUCAUAAAUUAGAUCUCCCACUAAAUGUAUUUAUUGAGACUUGCCUGUUUUUAUCCCUCAUGAUUUAAGAUCCUCAAGUGAAUUAUUUGCAUUAAUUUGAUAAGUGCUGAGAGUAGGAAUCAGAAAUGGUAGACCUCACCUAUAUUCAUCUUUUUUAUAUAGUAUACACUAUAUUCCUGUAUUUUUCAAAAAUGUUUAUUUUGUAGUAAAAUGUACAUAACAUAAAAUUUAUCAUUUCAACCAUUUUAUAGUUUAGUGGCAUUAAGUACAUUCACAUUGUUAUGCAACCAUCACCAUCAAUCAGCUUCAGAAUUUCUUCUUUUUCCAAACUGAAGCUUUGUACCUAUUAAUUAAUAACUCUCCACUCCCCGUGCCCUCUGGCUCCUGACAAUCACCAUUCUACAGUGUCAAUGAACUUACCACUCUAGUUACCCCAUGUAAGUGGAAUCAUACACGAUUUGUUCUUUUGUGUCUAGCUUAUUUCAUUUAGCAUCAUGUCUUCAAGGUUCAUAUAUGUUGUAGCAUGUGUCAAAUUUUUUUUUAAGGCUGAUAGUAUUCUAUUGUAUGUAUCUGUCACAUUCUGUUUAUCCAUUUAUCUGCCUUUUGACUAUUGUAAAUAAUACUACUGUGAACAUUGGUGUACAAAUAAGUUUUGACUCCUGCUUUUGAUUCUUGGGUAGAUACCCAGAAGGGGAAUUGCUGGGUCAUAUAGUAAUUCUGUGCUUAAGUUUUUGAGGAACAAUCAUAUUUUCCACACCAGUUGUACCAUUUGCAUUCCUACCAGCUGUGCACAUAUAUUAAUAUUGAGUUACUGAGCAGCACCUAUUGUUCUGAAGUAUGUUAUAAAUUAUUAACUCUUGCAUAUGUGUUGUAAGGUACAGUAGGAGUACAAAAAUCAUAUAUUCAGUAUGAAAUCUUUUGUGGUUGUGUUUUUUGCUGAAUAACUUGUAGUGGCAAAUAUUUCUGACUGUGACAUGAUGGCACCUCUUUUGGAAUCUCCGUGGAGUAGAUACAAUUAUGUAUUCUAGCCGUAGCUGUGAAGAAUUUUUGUUUCUAAAGUACUUUGAUUUCAGAGUUUAUUAAUAAAUCUACUUUUCAUAUUACAUAAAAUAUAUUUGGUAUGCACAAUCAGAAGUGAUUAGAAAACCUACUGAUUAGCACAUUUAUGGGGUGUCAAUUAUAUGCAAGUUUCCAGUAUAUGGUAGAUACAAACAAGCAUUAGGAUGUGGUUAUUACUCUCAAGAGCUAUACAGUUUGAAGUCACAAGACAAACACAUGAAAGUUACAUUGCAACACAUGAAAAAUAAGGGUAUAUUAUUUAAAAUGAAAAGAUGAGAUGCCAGUAUGUGAUUAAUCGCCCACUGAGUAUUUCAGGCUGGAUUAACAUGAGCUUAGCUCAAAGGAAACAUCACUAUAGGGAGAGGUAUCUGAAAACGCUUCAUCUCUAAAGUAUAUAUUGAGUAGUGUGUUGAAGGAUGCAUAAAAUUCAGAUAGGUGGAGAGGUAAGGGCAAGCUCUUCCAAUUAAGGAGGAAUAGCAUAAAUGUCAGACAUUUUUGCUGUGCCAAAUCAUUAAUUGGCAUUAAUUUAGCAUAGUCCUUGGACCUAAAAAUUAGGUUAUUUAACAAAAAUUGCAAGUUAGUCCUCCAGCUCUAUAUUCCGUUCACGCUGCCAUGUUCACUAAGUGAUGAUGGUAAUAGUAAUAGGGGAAGCAGGAGAAGUAAUAGUAAACUAAUAUUUAUUAAGUGCUUUCUAUGUGCCAGGCACUGUGCUAACCACCCUUUACCAAUAUUAUCUCCAUUCAUUCUUCAGUAACCCUAUGAGCUAGGAGUUACGGGCUACUACCCCUUCCUGUGAGUGAAGAGGGGUAGACUUAGAGAACUUAAGUAACUUGCCCACAGUCACACAGAGUAGUGAAAUCAGUCAGGAUUUACAUACCCAGGGCGUUUAGUUUUAGAACCAGUACUUACUACCAUUGGGCAGUAUUGCCGUAGCACUAAAUGUAGGAGGGGCUAGUGGAAAAAAAAACAAAAACAAAUGUGGAUUUUUUUUUUUUUUAAUGACCUGCAAACUUUUGCAACCUUUAUGCGUGAUUGAUGUUUCAACAUUCUGGCAAUCCCUGGUUAUUAGCCAGGGUGGUUUGUAAACUGCUCUGGAAGGCUGUAGAGUGAUGAACUAGUGGUCUGUUCCUAAUGAGGCUUUUCCUUAACAUGAUGGCUUCUGUAGCUGCUCAAGAGCACAGUUAAUGGGGGUAAUCUGUUCUGUAAACAGCUAAGUAAUGACCUUAAACUUGUGUGUUCACAGCGGAAAGAAAACAUGCAUAUAUAAUUUUCUUCUGAUGAAACCUAAUGUAUUCAAGAAAAAGAAUCUUGCUUUUUGGAAGGAUGGAAAAAUUGGGAAUAAUUUUUUCCCCUUUGAUAAUUAGACCUCUCAGUACUGUUGCUUAGUUUUUUGGUUCAGUUACUUUGAUGUGGUUACAAGAGGAAUUUUGGCUGUAAUGGAUUUCAUACAUUUUUGUAAGUUAUGUUUCCAUGUCUUGUGUGUGAUGUUGUGUACUGUUGACAUGAAAUACUCCUUUUUUGGUAAAGAUGGAUUGGCUUAACAGAUUAGAGCUACAGAAAGUAUGACUUAGCAUGCUGGUAAGGCCGCAAAAACCCAAGCAAGUUCCCCCAGUUUCAUAUCCUGUAAAUAGAGAUAAGUUAGUUUUUCUGUUUCAGAGAGUGGUUAUGGAAAACUACUAGGCUUUAAAAUGAUUGUUAAUCUCAGUGUGGGGACAUUUGGUUUGGGGACAUCAGUUCAAGAGUAAAUGUAUCUGAUCCUGCUUUGAAUAAAUGCAACUUGAAAGCCUUGGAAUUUUACCAGAUCGAAUCUGGGCCAAAAGAAAGAAUGUCUAAUUUAAUAGGGAUAUAGACAGUUGGUUUAAACCAACAUUUUUGGACGAGGAGAGGCUAUGGAAAUGAAGAAAGAAGUAUUUAGAAAUAUCACACAAACAGCAUUUUAAGAAAGAAAGAUGGAUCAACCUAGUGGAAGAAGUUUCAUGCAAGUAUUAUGUGAAAAAUAUAGUCCUGAAAAUUUUCCUUAUCGCCGUGGCCCGGGGAUGGGAGUCCAUGUCCCAGCCACACCUCAGGGCUCUCCUAUGAAAGAUCGCCUCAACCUCCCAAGUGUACUAGUGUUGAACAGCUGUGGAAUAACCUGUGCAGGAGAUGAAAAAGAAAUUGCUGCUUUCUGCGCUCAUGUGUCGGAACUAGAUCUUUCUGACAACAAACUCGAAGACUGGCAUGAGGUCAGUAAAAUUGUGUCAAAUGUUCCUCAGUUGGAGUUUCUAAACCUGAGUUCCAACCCUCUGAAUUUGUCGGUUUUAGAAAGAACAUGUGCUGGGUCCUUCUCUGGGGUUCGCAAACUUGUCCUCAACAACAGCAAAGCUUCUUGGGAGACGGUCCACACGAUACUACAGGAGUUACCAGAUUUGGAGGAGCUCUUCCUGUGCCUUAAUGACUAUGAAACAGUGUCUUGUCCUUCUAUUUGCUGUCAUUCUCUUAAGCUACUACAUAUAACAGACAAUAACCUCCAAGACUGGACUGAAAUACGAAAGUUAGGAGUUAUGUUUCCUUCACUGGAUACCCUCGUCCUGGCCAACAAUCAUCUGAAUGCUAUUGAGGAGCCUGAUGAUUCAUUGGCCAGGUUGUUUCCUAAUCUUCGAUCCAUCAGCCUCCACAAGUCAGGUUUGCAGUCCUGGGAAGACAUUGAUAAGCUAAAUUCAUUUCCCAAACUGGAAGAAGUGAGAUUGUUAGGAAUUCCUCUUCUGCAGCCAUAUACCACCGAGGAGCGAAGGAAAUUGGUAAUAGCCAGAUUGCCAUCAGUUUCCAAACUUAAUGGCAGCGUUGUUACUGAUGGUGAACGAGAAGAUUCUGAGAGAUUUUUUAUUCGUUACUAUGUGGAUGUUCCACAGGAAGAAGUGCCAUUCAGGUAUCAUGAACUGAUCACUAAAUAUGGGAAGUUGGAGCCUUUGGCAGAAGUGGACCUAAGACCCCAGAGCAGUGCAAAAGUAGAAGUCCACUUUAACGAUCAGGUGGAAGAAAUGAGCAUUCGUCUGGACCAAACAGUGGCAGAACUAAAGAAACAGUUAAAAACUCUAGUACAAUUACCCACAAGCAACAUGCUUCUCUACUAUUUUGACCAUGAAGCACCCUUUGGCCCAGAGGAAAUGAAGUACAGCUCUCGGGCAUUGCAUUCCUUUGGCAUUAGGGAUGGAGAUAAAAUUUACGUGGAAUCCAAAACAAAAUAACCUCUACCAGCCUUGUGAAAAACAUACACAUAAGGACUUGUUGCAGGGCAUUUGUUUUUAAUGUGGUUUUCUUUAGGAGGGAGAAGGUUGUUUUUGUUUUGUUUUGUUCUGUUUAGGUUUGGGAAGGAUUUUGUAUAUUUUUCCCCCUGGAGUGAGUAGGGGGCCAUUUUGGGGUGUUUUCUACCACAGAUUGAUUUGGCUCAGCCAGUGGAAUUGGCCACAUUUCCAGUGUAUGUGCCCUCUCUAAGGAAAGAUGACAAAGAAAUCACCGACUUCUUACUGUGUUCACUGGGAUUUGCCUGCCACUUGGUUAUCAUUACUGUUGGGUGAACUUGUGAAGAUAACAUGAACACUGUAGCCCCUUAGAAGGGUCUCAUAGAGAAUUUAAACAGGGUGACAAGGAAUCUUCACAGGAAGGGCCAGAACUUCUCUCUCCCAGUUCUUCCUUCCGCUACCCUCCCUCCUUGGCUUUUUUGGUUCAGUUCUGUUUUUUUUUCAUUUUGACGUGUGGUUUACCUAAUAGUUUUGUUCUGUUCAUAAUUCUUAUUUCUCAACCUGGGUGAUUUUUUUGUUCUUAUUUCUCCCUUUUGAAAUAAUUGAAAGUGUUUUAAGCAUUUUUCAACCUGAUUCUAAUCUCAGGUACGCAGUAAGAAGCUAUAACUCUGUUAGAACCUCGAAGAAGAGUAGAUGUAGAAUGAAAACUCCAGGAAAACUUGCAGUUAUUCUGGAAGCACCGGCAGAACAGUCUGAUCUCUUUGUAUGUUACUAACUCACUUUUAAUGUCCCUGUACAUUAUGUCAGCCAUUACUUUCAUAACAUGAAAUAUGUCAGAUUCCAGAGUUCUUUUAUUUUUGCUUAUUGAAUAUAUUUCCUCAUAUCUUUCUUUUUCAUUACUUUAAACUAUUGGGAAUUGAGGCCUGACUUCAUAAAUAAUUCAAUAGAGUCCUGGAUACGUGCACCAGGAGAGUUGAGAAUUAGCUCAUAAACUAUCUGUGGUGUGUGUGGGGAAUGAAGUUGGGGGAUGUGGGGGAAGAGCUUAUGACUUUCCCACCUGUGUCAUCCAUUGGAAGCCCUUGCUCUUGCACUUUGCAUUAAAAGUGGGAAACAUUAAUCAAAGGGAGAUUUUAUUCCCAGGUUUUCCCUGGGACUUUGUGAUGUCAUAAUUGAACAGUUCUUUUGUUUUACAUUUCGAUUUAGUUGCCUCAUAGAAGUAUAACUGCCCAAUCUAUGAGUAAAGUGUAAGUGUCAAAACUUUACAAUUGCCUCCAAGUCAUGUUUUUUGCAGAAGCACAUUUAAAGCACUUUUCUGUAAAAGCUAGUUCCUUACCUGCUUGGAAAUCUUUUUGUUUGUUCUUCUAUUCCUUUGUUAAUCAGAUGUAAUCCCUUUCUUUAAUGUGUGUUUUUCUCGGUCCACCGUGUUUACAGAUGGGAGACUUGAGAGAUACUUAGCAUAACUGGGGCAGAAAGUGUGUAAGUGAAGUAUUUUUCAAAGAAUGCAGUUAUUAUCUGAUUGCAUUUGACCUUUUGACCUUUGUUACAUAAUUCUACCCCUCCUACAAAUUUAAUUUUUUAAUGAAAUUUUUAGGUGACUUGUAAAUUCUUCUUGUAUGAGGAGUUGUGUUUAUUAAUGCCACUUUUUAAAUUUUCCUGUGCCAUGUGGCAGAUGUUUAUUCUCUUAAUGCACUUCAGGUUUGCUAUCUGUAAAGCCUUUGACCCAGGCCUACUGAGUCAAAUCUACAUUCAGUGUAACAUUAAAGGUGGAAACCAAAGGGUUUGAGAAAGACGAAUAAGGCCUAUUCUCCUUCUGCUGCAGACUUUAUCUUUCAAAAUCAUAAAAAUGAGCAAUGGAGAUCCAGGCUGGGUAUAGACAAGAAUAAUUAUUUUGCAAACACAUUUUCCUGACAGAUUUUUGGAAGUAGGAAAAAAGUAUGGCAACAGUGUCAUGAAGAUUGAAACUGUAGGUGCUUUGUGUAUGUAUGCAUGAGUGCAGAUGAGUUUGAGAGAGAAAAAGUGUAAUUGAGCCCUUUGCUUUUGUCAGCCUGGGAAACAGAUGAGUUCUUAUUUUUUGAAGUUGUGUGACCCUGGACUGUCCCACAGCAGAAGGCAGAACAAACACUUAUGUUAUGCUUUAAUCAUAAGUGGAAUGGUCACAAUUAAUAAGAUAUUUUAUAUAUGGCAAAGUUUUAUGAAAUGCUUUUUUACUAUUAGAGACCUGUUUCUUCUGUUAUUACAGAACACAGUGUUUAUCAACUGCGGACAUAAUUCUUUUAUUAUACAGUUGCAUGUAAAGGGAGCUUCUCAUUUAAUUCAGCGGAUGUGGGUAUUUUUAGGGCAUUGUAAUUGAUGGUUUUAAUAAUUGCUGAAUAAUUUUUGAUUAAGAGAAAAAUGUAAUACAAUUACUGGUGUGAGUUACAGAACAGAAGUUAAUGAAAAAGGCUAUUUGAGCAUGUGUACUUAUAGAUUCAUUUGGGUGGCUGAGAAAAGAUGCUGCUUUUGAAAUAAAAUUGGUGCUGUGUA